Molecule: messenger RNA, 1906 nt
Organism: Oncorhynchus kisutch (coho salmon)
Lineage: Eukaryota; Metazoa; Chordata; Actinopteri; Salmoniformes; Salmonidae
Gene: ybx1
Product: Y box binding protein 1
Exons: 8
Coding region: 462-1538 (358 amino acids)
Molecular function (GO): nucleic acid binding
Source: RefSeq, a predicted model, not a curated record
UCAUAGGUCUGGCUCUGUCUUGUAGGCGGUGUUGGUUUUCGACAUAAUUUCUCUUGUACCAAUUAAUUUUCAGGGCAGCCAUAUUUCUGAAAAACUGGAGUUUUUUGCUCCGGGUGAAAUAUGAUAGCAUUCGUUUUGGAAUCGGCUGACUCCCGGGCGUGAGCCAGGUGACCUGCUCAAAACCCACAGCGAAGUCUGCUCAAAACAUAAGUAGCAUAAUUAAGCACGUGGAGUAAUGAGUUGGACUGUGUUUUUUUCCAAAGUGAUUGCUUUUGAUGAUAACGCUUGAUGUGACUUUCCAAUUAAAAGUCGUUGGCAAAUUCAAAAGUAUGUACGUUACUUUCCCGUUCACGUCACGAGCCAUAGACCGGUGCCCUGCGGUUCAAGUAUAAUCGAAUCCGCCCAUUGUUACGUUUAUCGAGAGGAAAUAAUUGACCAAUUAUAUUAGAGUGGGCGGGACUAUGGCUGGGGAUAGUCCACUGCAUAGUUUUUCGUUCCUCCCAGUUCGAUCGGCAACGGGAGAGAGGAAAGUUGAGAGCCCGAAGGCAGCAGCCCCCACCACCGCCGGCCCAGGUUACCAUCUAGCACCGGGAAAUACACUAGAGAGCCACCGCCGGCAUUACCAACCAGAAACCAUGAGCAGCGAGGCCGAGACACAACAACCGCCGGAGCCUGCUGUGGAUUCGGAGAGCCCACCCAGCCCGCCAGCUACAGCUUCCGCGGGGGAUAAGAAGGUCAUCGCAACUAAGGUUUUGGGUACAGUCAAAUGGUUCAACGUCAGAAAUGGCUACGGGUUCAUCAACAGGAAUGACACAAAAGAAGAUGUCUUUGUCCACCAGACUGCCAUAAAGAAAAACAACCCAAAGAAAUACCUUCGCAGUGUUGGAGAUGGCGAAACUGUGGAGUUUGAUGUGGUUGAGGGGGAGAAGGGAGCAGAGGCAGCCAAUGUGACCGGCCCAGCGGGUGUCCCAGUCCAGGGGAGCAAGUAUGCAGCUGACCGGAACCGCUACAGGCGGUACCCCCGCAGGAGGGGCCCAGCCCGUGACGGCGAAUACCCGGACAACUACCAGAGUGAUGGCGAGGGUGAAGGAGAGCGCCCCCCCCGCAAGAGCCGCGAGAGUGCUGAGAGUGCCCCAGAAGGAGAGAUGCAGACCCAGCAGCGCAGGCCCCCCUUCCCCGGGAGACGGCGCUACCCCCCAUACUUUGGUGGCGAAGGUGACGAGAACCAGGGAGGUCCAGACCAGGGCAACAAACCAAUGAGACAGAACUACUACAGAGGCUUCCGACCAAGCAGGGGUGGCGGUCCACCCCGUCCCAGACCGGUGCGGGACGGCGAUGGGGAAAACAAGGAGAACCAGGAUGGUGAUGGUGAGAACCAGGAGCCCCGCCAGCGCCGCUACCGCCGAAACUUCAACUAUCGCCGCAGACGCCCACAGACUGGCGGCAAGCCCCAGGAUGGCAAGGAGGCCAAGACUGACGGCGAACCAUCUACAGAGAAAACGCCCGCUCCCGCGGCCGAGCAGGGCGGGGCUGAGUAGAAACUGCCGGCAUACCAUCUCUACCAUCGUCCGGUUGUCAUCAAGAAGAAACAAAGAUCUGAGCAAUAAGAAACAGAUUUGACUUGACGAUCGUCUUAAGCUUGCACCAUGAAUUUGACCAGAUUACCACCGAUUGCCUGCAGAAUCUAUGCAGACCUGUUAUGUUCCAUUAUUUUUGUGACAGCUAUAAAAAUUUAAAAAAGUUGGGGAAACGGCAGAUGUUUUUCUAAAAAUCGGUCCUAAGUUUUUACACCAAAUGGUUUUUAAAAGUAAUUUGAUAUCUGGUCAGUUGACAUUUUUAAAUAACUUUUUAUGUAUUCAAACAUGAAUUUUAACAACGCAAGCUCAAAUAAAAAGUCAAAGGAGAA